GGCAACUGCGAUGGCUUCUUCUGUUGUUUCUAACUGUUCAUGUGUGGUGACAGGUUGGAAAGCUGUGUGGAAAUCCUUCCUGAAGGUAAUGUGUGCUUCUCUCUUUCUCUCUCUCUCUCUCUCUCUCUCUCUCUCUUCCUUCCUUCCUUCCUUUCUUCCUUUCUUCCUCUCUUUCUCCCUCUUUCUUUCUCUCUUUCUCUCUCUCUUUCUCUCUCUCUCCCCCGCCUCCCUCCUCCCCUUCUUUCCCUCUCCCCUUCUCUCCAUCUCUCCUCUCCUUCUCUCCAUCUCUCCUCACCCUACUUUCUCCACACGAUAAAACCCAGGUCUGAGUCACUGUCCUUUCUUCCCACUGGUCUGUCUGCAAAAUCGCCAGUUGUGCGGCCGAGAUGAUCUCUGCUCCUUCGUCUAGUGAACUCUCCUGCCAUGGCAAGAGAGAGCGUAUGCUGUAUGGGGAUGCACACACAUCCCCUUGCAACUUAACCUUGGGAAAAGAGAAACAGUGCAAAUCCUAGAUGCACAUCCACCAUUGUCUGAGCUGCUUUUCGUGCCAGUAAGACUUUCUUUCUUACCACCCCCACCCCCCAAAAAGGAAAAAAAAAAUAAGGCAAGUCACAUUUUGGAAGGUCUCUCUGCUUCUCCAGCAGAAAGCAAAUCAGCCAGCUGGUAACGCUUUUCUUAUAAUUGUAAUUGAGUCCUGCAAAACCGCUGACACGCUGAGCAAGGGAUCUGUACAGUCUUUAUUUUUUGCAACAAGAAAAGCAAAUGCCAGCUCAAUACGAAACUCAAAGCCCGUGGCACUGGAAUAAAUUACAUAUAGAACUGAAAUGCAUUUGGAAAAAGAAUCCUGAAUCUAUUAGGUAUCAAUCAGACAUUUGUCCUUUGGGGGGUGGUCGCAGAGGGGGAGAGGGUCAAGGGGGGGGGAGAGGAAAUUAUGUACUGUCUUGUGAAAAAGUACCUCAGAGCCAGGGAAAUGGUGCGAAGGAGUGAAUUUUUGACGGGAUCAAUAAAAGGAUAAAUAGAGCUCCGCUCCUUUUCCUCCAGCAGAGAGAGACCGAGAGGGAGAUGCUGGUUUAUCAGCAACGUGCUUUUACACCCCCUUCGCCUUUCUCUUUCUCCCUCGGUCUGAGCUGAAAACUGAUUACAAGUUGCUUAUCGACUCCAGCACAAUUUCACCAUUUCCAGCAUAGAUCUUGGAGGGUUUUAUAUCUCAUCAAUUAUUUAUCAUAUUUUAUAAAUCCAGCAGCACUACAAUUUUUUGCCCCUGAGGAGGGAGCGGGCGGCGAUUGGCGCCGCCGGAGCCACGUGCCCGCGCGUCACAUGGGCCGGGAGGAAAAAGGGCUCCUUUUUGGUGUAAAUCUGGACUCUAAUUCCGUAAUAUAUCACGGUACCUCGUAAAACCGACACUAAAACGUCCCGACCUACAAAUCACCCGGCCAAAUUAUGAGUUCAUUGUAUUAUGCGAAUGCUUUAUUUUCUAAAUAUCAAGCCGCAAGUUCGGUUUUCCCAUCCGGAGUCUUUCCCGAGCAAACUUCUUGCGCUUUCGCCUCCAACACCCAGCGAGCAGGGUAUGGGGCCGGAUCCACUCCUCCCUUCGCCGCCUCCAUGCCCGGGCUCUACUCCAGUGGCAGCGGCGUGCACCCCCAGACCCCCACCAUGUACUCCUCCGGCUACGGCCUGGAGCCCAGCUCCUUCAACAUGCACUGUUCCCCCUUUGAGCAAAACCUCUCCAUGAUGUGCCCGGGAGAUGCCUCCAAGCAGAAUUGCAACAAAACGGACCAGAGGGACUCAGAUUUGCAAAGCGACAGUAACUUCCGCAUCUACCCCUGGAUGAGGAGCACAGGAUGAAGAUUGUGCUACCCCCACAUAGAUAUAGAUAUAGAUUCUGAAAUGAACUAUUUAUGGGAAGUACACGCAAGCUUGUUUUGUUAGGUUUCAAAACCUUCAUUUGCCAGCCCCUCACCACAAUGUCCCAG
Oxyura jamaicensis (ruddy duck) is the source of this 1973-nucleotide messenger RNA. RefSeq names its product homeobox B7 (gene HOXB7). Gene Ontology annotation, cellular component: nucleus. NCBI's taxonomy places the organism in Eukaryota, Metazoa, Chordata, Aves, Anseriformes, Anatidae. Gene Ontology annotation, biological process: regulation of transcription by RNA polymerase II. The transcript has 2 exons. Gene Ontology annotation, molecular function: RNA polymerase II transcription regulatory region sequence-specific DNA binding; DNA-binding transcription factor activity, RNA polymerase II-specific. The coding region runs from base 1441 to 1845 and encodes 134 amino acids. The record is from RefSeq and is a predicted model, not a curated record.